Molecule: messenger RNA, 1372 nt
Organism: Mytilus trossulus (common blue mussel)
Lineage: Eukaryota; Metazoa; Mollusca; Bivalvia; Mytilida; Mytilidae
Exons: 4
Coding region: 399-1040 (213 amino acids)
Source: RefSeq, a predicted model, not a curated record
UAAACCUAUAAAGAGAGUCAAUCAGAUCAGUUAUUAUAUCUUUCAUACCUGCCAACUUUCACGAUUUAGGCGUGUACUGCACGAUUUUGACCCUCUGUCCCGAUUACACGAUCGUGAUCGUGAAAAUAGCCAAAAAACAUGAUUUUAGUAAAAUUUACACGAAAAAUAUUUUUGUUCCUGAUUUUGAACUUUUCAAAGUUUUCCCAAGGGAGACAAAUUGUGUUUGACAAAUUUCAUCCAAUCAAAAUUAGUUGAUCACGCAUUCACUAGUUGAUUAAUGUCGGCAAGGUAAACAAUCAAAGAAUCGAAGAUAGUUAGGUAUUUUGAGUUGGUUUUUUUAGCUUGGGUGUUAAAUUUAUAAAAAUUGGAAACAUGAUGGGCGAGUUAUCACUUGCAAAAUGGUUCUGUCACCGCCUAAGAAGAAAAAGCGUGUUGCUUCGUGCAAGUACUUAGAGAAGUGGGAGAAUGAUGUCAAGUACAGGGGCUGGUUGUCCAAAUCAACGUUGGGGUUGUCACAUGCCUUUUGUAAAGUUUGCAACAGAGACUUCAAAGUUGACCACGGUGGCCUUAACGAUGUCUCCAAACAUGCUGGUACUGCAAUUCACCAGAAGUCAUUCAAUGCACAGAACAUCACCAGGCCUGUCACAAACUUUUUCGUUGGACCACAAGAUGAAGGUACUAUCAAAGCUGAGGUGAUAUGGUCCAACUUCAUAGCACAGCACAACAUCUCCUUUCUACUAGCAGACUGCUUCACAAAGGUGUGUAAAGCCAUGUUUACAGAUAGCAAGAUAGCCUUAAAGUUUGCAUGCAGCCGAACAAAGACUACUCAGAUCAUCAAGAAGUCGCUUGCACCUACUCUUCAUCAAGAGGUUGUCAGAGACCUGCAGACCAAACCAUUUUCCAUGGCCAUUGAUGAGAGCAACGACCGUAACUGUGACAAGUCUCUUGCCAUUCUAGUUCGCUACUUCACUGACCAAGCAACAACCAAGUUCCUUGCCAUGCCAAUAUGUAACAUAGGAAAAGCAUCUAAACAUCUUUGACCAUCUUCAGGAAGUAUUUGUCGACAACAAUAUACCCUGGGAGAACUUGGUUUCAUUUGUGUCUGACAACUGUAGUGUCAUGACUGGUAGACACAACUCAGUAGUAACCCGCAUCAAAGAAAAGUGUCCAGCUGUGUUUGACUUUGGAUGUGUGUGUCAUCUUGCCAACCUUUGUACUGUUGCUGGUGUGAAGGCCCUUGCUCUGCCAGUAGAAGACCUCCUAGUGGAAGUUUACUUCCACAUCUUUCACAGUUCCAACAGAAAAGAAAAGUAUAAAGAGUUUUUUGGAAUUUACAGACACAGAACCUAGCAAGAUCAUCAAGCACAGCAGC